Porites evermanni is the source of this 1879-nucleotide messenger RNA. The record is from the annotation of a GenBank genome assembly. NCBI's taxonomy places the organism in Eukaryota, Metazoa, Cnidaria, Anthozoa, Scleractinia, Poritidae.
AAAACUGGAGUACCCGAGGAAAAACCUCUCGGAGUAAAGGAGAGAGCCAACAACAAACUCAACCUACAUAUGUUGACGACCCCAGGAUUCGAACCCGGGCCACAUUGGUGGGGAAGCGAGAGCUCUCACCACUGCACCACCCUUUUUCUUAAGGUAUGAACUUUUGUACAAGUUAAGAAGAGGGUUUUAACUUAGUUUUGGCGCUUGGCUGCAAAUUACUGACUUGGAGAGAUCCCGACAUCAUGUAAAUGAAUAAAAUUGUCAUAGUGACACAAUACAGUUAUAAAAUUCGGUCACUUAAUGAAUGUGAAGACGUGACCGUCGCCAAUCAAAGGUAGUCAUUAACUUACGGAUACUGAGACCUUUGAAGUGUUCUUCCUAGUGAUAGCCCUCGGCCCUAACAAGAUGACUGCUAACUUCCGAGUAAAUACCACUUGAGCGGUUUAGUUAAUUAUUAACCACAGAGCAUCACUUAUAUCAUGACUUGGAGAGAAAAUAAGAAAAUGCCUGCGACACUUUGUAACAUGGUUUCAUUCACAGGUGGUAUAGAAAGAUUAUAAGAAUAACAAAAAUAAAGAAAUUUACACUUCCAUGAAAAUAAAAGAUUUUCAUCUUUAUAUUUAAGGUUCAACUAGGUUAAAGUCAAUUAGAAGAUAGAGAAAUUAUUAUCAUGUCCAGGUACCUGCUCCGAAUCUUGAUAUCAGAUACACCUUCCUUUCACAUUUCUCAGCAUGAUAAAAAGAAAUCAACAGAACGAUCAAUUCAGUAUAUGAAUACGCCUUCUUAAGUUGGAUAGCAAAUACUCUGUAAUUUGAAUUCACUGUAUUACUGUCUGUUUUCCAGCGUCAUUCUCGCCUGAAAAUGAAGAUUAAGAAAGCCAGUUGCUCACAGAAAACACAGAUAAAGAAAGAAAAGAGUAAAGAAAAUCAAGAAGUGUUUACCUUUCGCGGAGCGGGUAUAUUUAUACAACAGUCCCGCAGGAGACCGAAGACAAAUAGAAACUUUAUCUUUGAGCUAAAACAAGAGGUAUCCGUGUUAAAAGUUAAACAUUUUUCCCAUCAGAUUAUUUCCUUGCUAUCCCUUUAAACAGGGUAGAAACCUCAAAAUAGGCCAGGGUGCCUGACAGAUACAAGGUAAUGCCUGACAUUUUCAUGAUUUUCUUUUUUAAUUUAACUUAAGGAAUGAUGCUCUACACUGUAACUAUUAGGCAAGGUUGUCUAGCCUGCGAGCUAACUUUCCAUUUGGGAAAUAUCUUAAAAAGUCAAGCACACGCGCGAGCACAGCACUUCUAACUACAAAUCAAAGUGCUCUGGUUACCCAUAGGCUACCUGAUACAAUUAUCUACGAACUGGAGCUUAGCAUGCGGCAUAGUGGAAACUAAACUCUGUCUGCGAAACAGCACCGAAAUCCUUGUUCUAGUCCCCCACUUGUGUACCAAGAUUUGAAUACGCGUCAGGAUUGACCGGUCAAAAAAGCCAUUGUUGAUUUGCCAAUCAGAAUAAAGGAAGUUCAAAACGCACUUCCGGUAAUUCAUUAAGUCUGCUGGAAGGCCCAGACGCAGGUUAACUGGAGCUGAGCUGCGUUAAAACUGCCUUUUCCCGUCGUCGUCUUAAUUCCCAGGUCUAGCUCAGCUGGCCAUAUUAUGUCUCGUCCACUCCGGAUUCAGGAAUGCGAGACAUUUUUGCUUGUGGUUUCAGGAAAACUGUGCUUUGGCAUACGAAACAGAGCUCAAAAGAUCCGGAAUUCUGCUAUAAUUGUUAUCCGGAAUCCAAGUUCACUAACAGAUAACCUGUUGUCCAUUACAUUGAAUCUGGAAUCCACAUCUUGGAACCCAGAUUUCAUGAUUGUCUUGGAUUCCCUUACACGAGGUGACUGGUGA